AUAGAUCCGACAAAACGUAAAACAGAAAUUCCCUUUUAAAGUUCCUUUCUUCCUUCUCCCCUCUAUCUCGUCAGCAAUUUACGAUCACCGAAACCUCAACCUUUCACUGUCUCAGACUCUCUCUCUCUCUGUGUUCUUUUUUUAAUAUUAUUUUUCAGAAGCAAAUUUCACAUGCACUCAAAUAUUCCAGGGAUAUAGGUCUCACAAGAGAGCUCAAUAGAAAAUAUGGAUGAUUGUCUUGAAAAUGAUGAUUCCAUGUUGACCAGAGAACCAGACAUUAAAUAUGCAGUUGAUAACGUUGAAGUCGUUCAUGGUUACGUGGAUGAAAAAGGCUUUGAUAGAAGGGAUGAUUCCAAUGAGGAUCUCAACCAGCAUGAGCAACAGAUUUCUCAUUCACUAGAUGCAGACUUCAGAGAUCAAAUUUCAGAAUCUCCGGAAAAAUCUUAUUACGUGGCCAUUGAAUCUGAUCAUGACAAUGCCAUAGAAACAAAAUCUCACCUUCAAGAGAGGACUCAGUCCACAUACAAUGAUAGUAAUCAUUACCAAGGUGAGAUGGAUGAGUUGCAUGGCAGUAAUUUUUUUAAAACCUCCUCUCAAUCUAAGUCGCAAACUUUCGAUAAUGAAAUGGGAACUGAAGAUUCUCCUAAUUCACAGGAGUCUCCUCUGACAGAAAAUAAGAACCAGGGAGCCGGAGAUUCUGACUUGGUUAGGUCACCUCGUACUGGAAGAGCAAGGAAUAUCAGCUCUGAGAAGUUACAAGAUGAUUCAAUUACGUCUUCCAUUCAUGAAAUAGAAAAGGAAGCUACUGAUACACAAACAUGGCAGUCAUUAUCUUCUCCUAAAUCCCACUGGUUAAAUAAUAAACCUAACGAAGAUGACUCCUCGGGUGAGAACAGAAUACGAGGAGUACCCCAGUCUGACCUUCAAUUUCUUGGAAGAUCAGCCGGAGGAUCAAUUUCUCCUGUGACUAGGAGACAAAUGUCAAUUUCACCUGAAGGGUCUCCUUUGCCACUUCACUCUCUCCAUGACAGUAAGCAUAUAUCUUCUCAGCAAGGUUCUCCAGACCCAUCAUAUGAACCUCAAUCUCAUAGACAGAGAAUUUCUUCACCUCAAAGGUCUGACAUGCAUACAGGAGUUUUCCCUGGUCAUUUGUCUCCUGUAAGGCAAACCUCUGUUUCUACACAUGACAUUCGGCAAGAGCCCCUGCAAGACAGUUUUGCAGUGAAGCACAUAUCUGCAUCCCUAAAGUCCCAUCACUCGCAUCCAAAGUAUCGGAAAAGGGACAGAUCAGAGUCACGAUCACCCACUAGGCAGAGAGGUUCGCCGUCUCGGAGCAGAGGUUCUCCUACUGGUCAUAGAGAUUCACGAAUACGGCAUAGAGAUUCACCCACUCGGCAUAGAGAUUCUUAUGCCUACCAGAGAGAUUAUCGUGAUAGAUUUCGAUCAAGGUCCCCAUAUUCAAAAUCCCAUCAUAGAUCAAGGUCCCCUUAUUCAAGAGCCCAUUAUAGAUCAAGAUCCCCUUAUUCAAGAGACCAUCAUAGAUCAACAAGGCGAAGGCAAUCUCCAAGGCGCCGGUCCCCUUUUCCUGAAUAUCAUAAUUAUCAUCGCCGGUCUCCUAGAAGGACACCUUGGUCACCACCUCCUAAUAGGAAAACCGGAUUAGGGAGACCUGGUAGAAAUUUAUUUGUUGCAGGUUUCAGCUUCUUAACUACAGAGAGAGAUUUGGAAAGGAAGUUCUCUAGGUAUGGCCGAAUACAAGAUGUUCGUAUUGUUAGAGACAAGAGGUCCGGAGAUUCACGUGGAUUUGGGUUUUUGACCUUGGAAAGUGAUGAAGACGCUGAUGCGGCAAUCAGGGCUCUAGAUGAGACUGAGUGGAAUGGUCGGAUUAUUCUCGUGGAAAAAUCGAAAAGUUGAGCAACCUUACCAUAGCUACAUAUAGGAACCUUUUUCGGUUGGUUAAUGUUGUAAUUUACUGAAGUUGAUACUGUCCACCAGAAUCACAGUAAUCACCUAUAGCGCAUAUAAAGUAGACAAGUAUAAUCUAGAAAAGUUAUUCCUUUCAUCGUU
Messenger RNA from Rosa chinensis, 2067 nucleotides. Its product is annotated as serine/arginine-rich splicing factor SR45a. Gene Ontology annotation, molecular function: RNA binding. The transcript has 4 exons. Bases 226 to 1914 code for a protein of 562 amino acids. The record is from RefSeq and is a predicted model, not a curated record. NCBI's taxonomy places the organism in Eukaryota, Viridiplantae, Streptophyta, Magnoliopsida, Rosales, Rosaceae.